AUGUCUCAGUAUUCACCUGAUCAAUUAUUUUUUUCUGAUGAAUCAGCUUAUGAUAGGAGAACUUUAUCACGCUGCGGACAGAGAUUUACAAUUGAAGGUGUAUUGUGUGUAAAUGGUCUAUUAGCAUAUGGCAUUCAAGAAGGAUCGAUGAAAUCUGAUGAUUAUGAAUAUUUUAUUGAAAAUAUUUUGAUAU
Messenger RNA from Funneliformis caledonium, 193 nucleotides. The record is from the annotation of a GenBank genome assembly. NCBI's taxonomy places the organism in Eukaryota, Fungi, Glomeromycota, Glomeromycetes, Glomerales, Glomeraceae.